AUGCGUAGGUACGAGCAAAGCUAUUCGUCAGCGUGGGGCGUGGAACCCCUGUUAAGUCCCGCCCAGCAAUAUAAUCCCGUGGAGCAGCAGGCAAGGGUGAAUCAACCCCCGGCCAAUAGCCUGAUCGGCACCAGUACCCAUCCUCAUUCUCAUCCCUCAACGCACGGCCAUUCCAGGCUGCAAUUGUCCAGUGAGCAUGCUCUGUGUGUAGGCGCCACUGGCAACCCAGUCACACCCGACGACAAUGGAAGACCUAACCUUUGCAGAAUUUGCGGCAAGUCGUAUGCGCGGCCCAGCACCCUCAAAACGCAUCUUAGAACGCACUCUGGAGAGAAACCGUUUAGAUUUACAUGUUGUUUAGAUGUCACGCGUGUUCAAAGGCAUUCAGUCAAGCUGCGAAUUUAACUGCCCACGCAAGAACUCAUUCUGGAGAAAAACCAUUUCGAUGUCCAGUGUGUGAUCGAAGAUUUUCACAAAGCAGUUCCGUAACUACACAUAUGAGAACGCAUUCAGGAGAACGUCCGUAUAGGUGUGUUCCAUCUCAUUGUAUGGAUUAUUUACUCUACAUAUGCCACUUGAACCGGUCAACGACUGUCAACGUGACAAUCACGUCAAACAGUAAUAGUCGUGUUGGAUUUCGCGAGUUUCGACUGAUCGAUCGAUUUACCUGGCAACCUUUUCAUUUCAGAUGUCGAUUCUGCAAAAAAGCAUUCUCGGACAGUUCUACGUUAACCAAACAUCUUCGUAUUCACUCGGGCGAGAAACCAUACCAGUGUAAGCUGUGCUUGCUGAGGUUUAGUCAAAGCGGUAAUCUCAACAGGCAUAUGAGAGUCCAUGGCGGCUCUCUAACGUGA
Molecule: messenger RNA, 854 nt
Organism: Heterotrigona itama
Lineage: Eukaryota; Metazoa; Arthropoda; Insecta; Hymenoptera; Apidae
Source: the annotation of a GenBank genome assembly